AUGUGCUUGGAGCAUAGCAAUGAUUCUGGAUAUUUUAAGAUGGGUUUUCCUAAAACUUUACCAAAUUUAUAUAUACACUCUAAAUUAGAUUGGCCACGUGUAUUAGUAUUGGUUACCCUAUAUCUUUUUGUAAUAAGUACUAUUUUAGUAGAUAUUGUUACAGCUAAAGAAGGAAAGUUGCGACAUGUAAGUGAUGAUACACUUUCAACUAUAUCAAAUAAGUAUACCUACAUAAACAACCUAAACGGACUUUUAGAUAGCUUGAUAAGUACUAUAGCAGAUUUAUCAAAGUGGAAAUUGGCUGAGGCUAAGUGUAUUUUAUCUUUACUUAAUAAUAAUUUACAUCACUUUAACCAAAUUGAAUGUUCAUCUAUAUUACAAAUAUCAACAAAAUACUCUCUUAUGUGGUUCUUAGUUUUUUUUUUAAUUGCAUUAUUUCCAAUUACAUCUUGGAUUGUGUAUAGAGCUAGUCACCAAUAUGAAGUAGGUCAAAUUUUACAUUUCUCACUACGUGAGAGUGGUAUAUUACUUAACACAAUGUGGAUAGUCCAAAGUUUAUUUCUCUUGUAUAUGACUGAUAAAGUAACUACAGGAAUUAUAUUAAUUCCAUUCUGUAUUUGUAUUGGUUUAAUUGGAAUAUUGGGAAUAAUAGCUCAACAAAGAAGAAAUGUAUUCAUGCUGCAAAUACAUAUUUUGUUACUAAUAGGAAUUAAAUUAUUAUCUUUAAUUUCAUUGGCUUCGCUUUUAAUUUUCCUAGCUGCUAAAAAUGUUGAAUACUUCAAUAAAAUAUAUUCAUCAAAUUUCUGGUUACAUCCGAUUUAUUUGUACUUAUUUUUAUAUUUUCUACCUUAUACUCUUGUUGAUUAUUUCAGCUAUACUUUGGAUCUAAUUAUUUCACUAAAUACACUGAGUGUCUUGAGAAUAGGGGGAAGUGCUGAUGAAUACAUAUCAGCUAGAAAUCUCUUAAAAAUUAAGAAUGCAAGAUGGACAACAAGAAGAUUUAUUAGAUCUACAAUUACUGGCUGCACUCCCCACUCACAGAUAUAUAAAAUUCCCAAAAAUUAUCCAAAUAUCACAAGUCCUGAUAGGUAUUACAACUCUCAAUAUACAAGUCUAAAUCAAACAAUUCCUACUCAUUUGAAGUUUGGAUCAAAUGAUAGUAAAUAUAAAGGAUACACUAAUAUCCCAUCAUAUCUGCAUGGCAGUAAAUCCGAAUUUGUGUUAUAA
This is a messenger RNA of Cryptosporidium muris RN66, 1227 nucleotides long. RefSeq lists its product as uncharacterized. Lineage: Eukaryota; Apicomplexa; Conoidasida; Eucoccidiorida; Cryptosporidiidae. The transcript has a single exon. The coding region runs from base 1 to 1227 and encodes 408 amino acids. The record is from RefSeq and is a predicted model, not a curated record.